GUCCACCAACCACCGCGGGCCGGCGAGCGCUGAGCUUAUUGUACUGUUGUUCUAAAAGUAUAUUGGGGAAAAGUAUCGAAGGGAGAUAGGAGGGGAGGGACACUGACCGCUCCAUGGGAAGCUCACUAGUAAAACCGGGAAAGCAAAACAGUUGCAGCAGCUCUCGUGUUUGUUUGGGGACGGCGCUACGCCACGCCAUCUCCUCAGCGCUACCUUCUUCUUGUUCCUCUUAUCGAGCAGCUUCCUCAUAAGCCGUGCGAUUUCUGGGCUCGUCGUCACUUCACAGCGAUCCCCUGCCAGUGCAAGACAGCCUCGCUGCGCUCGCUGCUCGCCGUUCUACCGCCAACGCCAUGAAGACCAUCUCGUUCCUCGUCGUGCUGUCGUGCGCCGGACUCACCCUCGGCGACUGGGGGCAGCUCUUGCAGCCGAAGAAGUUUGACGCUUGCAAGGAGUACGCCGUAGGAUUCAACGGACUGGGUCUCUUUGUGCCGCUGCUGGGUAGAGAGGAAUACGGAGCACCGAAUUCGACGAUCACGUUCGCAGGGGGUCCUAUCGUCGGCGGCGUCCCCCUACCCUCCGACGGCGUGUUCAGAUGCCGCUGCCGGGGCACGUACCAGUUCACGUUCACCGCGCCGUCCACGGUCAAGCUGUGCCUCAAGAGUCGGUACCCGGUCGACAACGAGUGGGACAAGCAGGCGUGCGGCCAGCAGCACACUGUCCUGAAGUACGUGCACGCCGGCGAGGAGGUGGCCGUGUACGUGGAGAGCGGCAACCUGCUCGACGCGGACCGCGAUAGCUUCGGCUUCACCGGCUUCCUGGUAUAUCCCGACUAAAAAAUGGUUUCGCCCAAACGAAAAUUGUUUCGUAUGUGUAUCGGAUUUGUGCCAUAUUUUGCCUGCCAAGUACAAAUACAGUAGUAUUAAAAGAAUAUCGAACUAAAUUAAACGCGGUAUACAUAAUUUCACUCCUCCCCUCAAAAAAACAAAAACAAAACAAACCUAACAGCUUCAGCUUCUCCGGAACUAUUUUGGUUAGCUUUCCAGACAGC
Messenger RNA from Frankliniella occidentalis (western flower thrips), 1048 nucleotides. RefSeq lists its product as uncharacterized. Bases 351 to 833 code for a protein of 160 amino acids. Lineage: Eukaryota; Metazoa; Arthropoda; Insecta; Thysanoptera; Thripidae. The record is from RefSeq and is a predicted model, not a curated record. The transcript has 2 exons. Gene Ontology annotation, molecular function: protein binding.